AUGCCUAACUUUAACCCACAGUCCUGGCUCAGAGUCCUAGCCCUAGUCCUAUUUACAUUACCUGAUUGUUGGCGUUUUUUGCGACAAAACGCCAAUGCUUUGCUAGGACCGGCUGGGUACGUCCGGUCCGGCCAAAACACUGGCUAGGACCUUUUUGAUCCUUUGAAAGUGCAGUCAAUGUUGAAAUGACACCGGAUAUUCCUACAUCUAGCCUAAAGUUGUGUGUUUAGUCCAAGAUGACAAAGCCUAAAAGGUUAAGAUAAACCUUGUGUUAUCAUGUCAAGCAGUAAAAAGUCCUUUUGAAAGUGCAGUCAAUGUUGAAAUGACACUGUUUCGACUUUUGUUUGGUCAUUAGUGUCGAAAAUUGAUUUGUCGGUUGGUCGAUUGUGCAAGUUUUGGUCGAUGGAAGGUUGGAGCUGUCAAAUGGCGGGUAUGGUGCUUCUGGUACUGUUGUGUUUCGGUAAGUUGGCUUUACUUUUAUGAUUUCAAACUUGAAUCUAAAGGUAUCUAGCCGGACCUAAAAUUUUCGUUUUUAGUCCAAAAGUAAAUAGAAAAACUUUUUUAAAAUUUUUGAGUGAAAAAUGGGGUCAUGUAGCACUAUGGGGCCAUGUAGCUUAGCAAAAAUUGAAAAAAUAGAUAUUUUAAUUCUAUAAACUUUUUGACCAAUACAUAACCAAAAACACAAUUUUUUAGUUUCGGUUGCAAGUUCACAGAACAACAACCAAUGUUACGAAUGUAGAGACUACGAAGGACUGGGCCAGAAUAGAAGUUGCUUUGUGGUCGAUGAAAACUCCCACAACCGAUAAAUGUCAAGGAAACAGUUGUCUUUCAGUAUAUGGCUGGAUAUAUAUAGAUGGUGAAGGUAAGGCUUUGAAUUUUUGAGUCGGAGUGGUAGUGAGGCUAUUGUGAAUCUUAGGGUAUUGGUGGGCCAUGGUUGGGAAUAUGAAUGUUGAGGGAAAAGUAAAUGAUCUGGUAGGGUAGGGUAGGGUAGGGUACGGUAGGGUACAGUAGGGUACGGUAGGGUACGGUAGGGUAAGGUAGGGUAGGGUAGAGUACAGUAGAGUACGGUGGGGUAUGGUAGAGUACGGUAGGGUACGGUAAAGUACGGUAGUUAAGUACAAUUUAAAAAUAAUAUUUAUUUUUUAGGGCACCGCGCAGUAGCUCGCAGCUGUAAUUUCACGCUUCCGGUAGGUUUUAUUAAUAUUAAAGAGUUGUAUUUAUUUUGUCUGUAAAAAUUUGUUAUUCUUAUUGCAUAUCUUUCCCCCCCCCCCCCCCCCUCACGCUAUGAAAUUAUAUUUUUUGCAUUUCAGCCGGGAAUAGAAUGCCUUCACGUUGACAACUAUAAAUUUGAUGACAACUUACUUAUGAUUGGGGAUAUGUGUCCAUGCAAUGGGACGAAAUGCAACAACGUUCAGUUUCCAUUCACCGCUGCCCCUACGACGCUUUCGACUACCAUUAUAACCACCACAACCAACCAAUCGACUACUGAUCCCGACACCCCAGUGGCAUCAACCAACGACUGGUCGCUCUCUGUUCUGACUCUACUGAUUGUUUACUGUACUUUCUAUGUGUUGUAG
Bursaphelenchus okinawaensis is the source of this 1577-nucleotide messenger RNA. The record is from the annotation of a GenBank genome assembly. NCBI's taxonomy places the organism in Eukaryota, Metazoa, Nematoda, Chromadorea, Rhabditida, Aphelenchoididae.